GCGGCGUCCGCCCCUGAGGGACAGCGCGCUGACGCAGGUGAGAGGCUAUACCAGGAAGAAUGACUUUGAAAAUUAAAGCAUUAGUUGAAAGGAGGAGUGUUCCGUCUCUUCUCCACAGAGCUCUGCAAGAACAGCCUAGAACCAGCAUGGAAAGACCUUCUGCUGCCAUGAACACCUGUGCAUUUCUGAUGGCAUUUGCCUGCUCCAAUAGGACUCUGCUGAUUGACAGCCUAGUGGAGCUCACAAGAGGCCUGCAGAGGCAGGAGCAGCAUCUUUUUCUCUUCAAUGAUCUGCUUGUUGUGGCCAAAAGCAAGUACAACAAUAAGUUUAAGUUGAAAAACAAGAUUAAAUUAUCUGACAUGUGGACAGCAAGCUGUGUCGAUGAACUGGGAGAUGGUAAGAGCAGUGCUAUGAAAUCCUUUGUCUUGGGCUGGCCCACUCAGAACUUUGUGGCCACUUUCAGUUCUCCAGAACAAAAGGACACAUGGCUGUCUCUCCUUCAGAGAUACAUUGAUCUCGAGAAACAGAAGGACUAUCUGAAGAGCAUUCCCCUCAAAAUAUUCACCGAAGAUAUGGGGAAUUGUGUCCAUGGUUGUGAGAGAGAUUACCAGUUAUGCAUCAAUUCUGGGAAAAAAGCAGUACUGUACCCACUAAUUGACCUCUGGAGAGGGGUGACACCAAUGGAGAGUGGAUGCAGAGAGGUGGCCUUCUUUGUGAGUAGGAGAUUCACAUUGGAAGACAUCUGAAAAGGACAACUUACUUGUGUUACUGCCAACAUCUCCUCCUGUGGCAGGAGAGCUCCUUGGACUUUCUUUGGAAAAUACCUCUGAGAACGACACACAUGAGGUUGUUGAUGCCCCAUGUGUCAAUACAGGAAAGACAGUUGCCCAGGGAAGCAGAAACAUGGCCUCUAUUUUAAAGUUCACUGAUGACAUCCUCAAGCUACAGAGGUGCAGGAUGUUUUAAAGAAAACUGACUGUGACUUGGAGCACUGUAAUGAAGAAAGUGCUCAAAUAGAACAUCCACUUGAGCCCAAACUUUUUGGAGUCUCUCUGAAAUACAUUUGUAAGAACGACAAUCUGCUGACACCUAUCAUGAAUAUUCUUUUGUUCCUGAAUGACAAAGCCCCUCUCAAGGAAGGCAUCUUCUUUGUACCGGCUGACAUGGAAUACUGCCAACAACUAAAAGAAAAACUUAAUUGUGGAGUACUGGUACAGCUGUACUGGGAAAAUGCCUUUGUGCUGGUGUCUAUUUUAAUGGCUCUUAGAGAAGCUUCCAAGAGCAAAUGUCGUGCUCUUGAACUAUCUAUUUGCCUUACUAUGCAAUAUUGAGAAAAAUUCUGCAUCAAAUUAGAUGGAUUCAUCAAACCUGGCAGCAUGUGUGCCUCCCACGAUUGUUUGGCCUGCUACUUCCUGCCGCCCAGAACCAGAAAAUGAAUUGGCAAGAAAGGUUCUGUUGCUCUUUCAAUUUAUGCUUGAGAAGUGCCAAACUUCUUCUUUUGAGAAGAAGUCACAUCCCUUUAUGGAGAAUUUUCAGGAACACAUGGCACUAGAAGAAAUGCCUCAGAUUUUUUGUACUUUGAACUGAGUACUCUUCCUCAGUAGACAGCCUGGAGUGUCCUAAACAAGGAUAUUUAUGCUCCAUUCCCUGAUGUGGCGAAGGACCUUGGGCACUAGAAGACAAGCAUACAGUCUAUGUUAAUGGACAUUGAGAAUCUUGAGCCAGCCGAGGUGGCAUACCUUUUAUCACUCAAUGACUUCUUCUUGGAGCAUCCUGAAUAGGAAGCUGGUCAGAUGGAUGGGCCUCUUAAAGCCACACCACAUUUUCAUUCUCACAAAUAGUUUUGAGCUUGAGAACACAGGUGUUAGUAUUAUCUCCAUUUUAUGGCAUGGAGACUAAGACUCAGAGGGUUAAAGUCACUUGUCCAAGGACACUUAAAAAGUGAAUGGCAGAAUGAAGGCUCUUGGGCUGGUUUGCUGACUAUGGACCCACGCUCUCUUAAGGACAAGAUAGUGCUCAAGAUGGAGGGAUGGGACUCUUCCCAUGGACCUUCUGGUUAUCCAUCUUUAUUUUCUUCAUUUUCCUCCAUCCUCUCCUCUUCUCCCCACCUCACAUUGGCACUUCUUCCUCUUGGCUGCAUUGUUGUGUCUUCAAAUGCCUGCACUGGAUUAGCCCUCAUCUUAUUGUUAUCAAAGUUGUUGAAAAGUGGGAAAAGUGCAUCUCCAUGUCUUUGAAUGGAAUUCUGUUUCUGGUAAACCAUAAAGUGCUGUAAAGAGAAGGAUUUCUGGCUAGCUUUUGAGGCAGGUCUCUUACAGGCAAAGCAGAGGUACGUGUGCUGUGUCACUUCUAAACCCUGCCCAUUUGGCUUAGACCUGGAAAUAGGCCCUGGCUGUGAACAAGCAGCAUGUGAAUCAGAAGAGAAUUUAGGUGGCGGAACCCACAGAGUAGUGACUGUGCUGUGAUAAUGUGUCAGAAAAGCUGGACUUGCCUUUGUCUUGAUUCACACAACCAGGGAAAAACACUAGGUCCAAGCUGUCAUUGUUGUGUGUUCUUGGCUUCUCUUUUUACUGAAAGAGUUUGAUAUCCAAAACACAACCCUAGGUGCAUGCUGAUUUCUUUUAAGUCUUCUCGAUUCCCCUCCAAAUUUCUGUAAGGCAUCCCUGUAUUCUCUAGUUAUCAUUUAUUUUACCUAUUCUGAAUUUCACUUAUCUAUUUUGCUUUACCUACAGUGCCUUGGGAGAGCAUCCAUCCUGGGAACCUGUAAUAUGCUUGCUAAACUAAAACUAAGGUGAUGGCCAAUGUCAUUGCAUUAAAAUGAUUGUGAAUUGGAGUUUUCAAAGGCCUGUUAUCAGGGGUCAAGGGCUAUUUUGUUUAUUCCCUGCUCUCCAGAAGCCCUGAUGAUUUGUUCUAAAUCAAAUUGUUUUAAAUGAAUAA
Microcebus murinus (gray mouse lemur) is the source of this 2934-nucleotide messenger RNA. The record is from RefSeq and is a predicted model, not a curated record. NCBI's taxonomy places the organism in Eukaryota, Metazoa, Chordata, Mammalia, Primates, Cheirogaleidae.